CCCUAGUUUCCUUGUGGUAAACUUUAUAUCAAAGCCGAACUGGCAGCCUGGCCACUGGCUCUGGAGUCGGCGAAAGCGCGAACUCAGGAGAAAACAAUGUCUCGUAGCAAAGAAACCCGCGAUUCUUCUCUUCUACCGCAUGUUUCCUUGGUCUUCGUCGCUGUCUUCUGAUAUCUGUUUUCUUUGCCUUCUUAUCUUCCUUUGUAAUCACAAACAAUAAUUUUUAAUAUUAAAAAUAUUUAAACCGAAGGAAUUGAAAAAGAAAGGAUCAUGGCGUCAAUACUUCUUCGCCGACGAAGAAUUUCAGCUUCGGGUGUUUCCCGGAUUCUUCAAGCUGUUAAUGGGGAUUCCUUUCGACUAGAUACGGAAUCGAAGUGCGAGACAAUUGCUAGCUUAGGUGUAAGGAUAAGCAAUUACAGCAGUGGAAAGGGCACUGCAAAGUUCGAUUUUACUGAUCUCACCCGUCCUCAUACAUGGUAUCCUAAUGCUCGAAAAAAGAAUCGCAAGGUUUUCUUGCAUGUAGGUCCAACAAAUAGUGGUAAAACAUACCACGCUCUAAAGCGACUCGAGUCAAGUCCUUCUGGUAUAUAUUGUGGUCCUUUACGAUUGUUGGCAUGGGAAGUGGCGAAACGGUUGAACAAAGCAAAAGUUCCCUGUGAUCUAAUUACAGGACAAGAGAAGGAGGAAGUGGAUGGUGCAAAGCAUAAGGCUGUAACCGUUGAGAUGGCCGAUGUAACAUCUGAUUACCAAUGUGCCGUUAUUGAUGAAAUGCAGAUGUUGGGCUGUCAGACUAGGGGUUUUUCAUUUACACGUGCUCUGUUUGGAAUUGCUGCUGACGAACUUCAUCUUUGUGGAGAUCCGGCUGCCGUUCCUCUUAUUCAGGAAUUAUUGAAAGUGACAGGUGAUGAUGUAGAGGUCCAAUCUUAUGAGAGACUUUUACCAUUAGUUCCCUUGGAACUUCCUCUUGGUUCUUUUUCAAACAUAAGAACAGGUGACUGCAUCGUAAGUUUUUCACGCAAGGAAAUAUAUAGAUUGAAGAAAAAAAUUGAAACUGGGGGAAGGCAUCUUUGCUCUGUGGUUUAUGGUUCAUUGCCACCGGAGACUCGGACAAGACAGGCAACAAGGUUUAAUGAUGCAAGCAGUGAGUUUGAUGUUCUUGUGGCCAGUGAUGCAAUUGGAAUGGGUCUAAAUCUGAACAUUUCUAGAAUAAUUUUUUCAACAUUGAAAAAGUUUGAUGGUACCGAAAUGCGGGAUCUUACAAUACCAGAGAUCAAGCAAAUUGCAGGGAGAGCAGGAAGGUAUGGAUCAAAAUUUCCUUGGGGCGAAGUUACCUGUUUAGACGCAGAGGAUCUACCUUUGCUUCAUUCAUCAUUGAAAUCCACCUCACCUAUUUUAGAGAAAGCUGGAGUAUUCCCAUCCUUUGAUCUCAUUUAUAUGUAUUCACGUUUAAAACCAAAAAGAGGUCUCUAUCGGAUUUUGGAAGAUUUUCUAGAAAAUGCCAAACUAUCCGAGAAUUAUUUCUUUGCAAACUGUGAAGAAAUUUUGAAAGUUGCCGCCGUUAUUGAUGGACUGCCUCUAAGUUUGCAAGAUAAGUAUACUUUCUGCAUCAGUCCAGUUGACAUGAAUGAUGAAAUUUCGUCUCAGGGUCUAACACAGUUUGCGCAAAAUUAUGCAAAGAGAGGCCUUGUUCAUCUUCGAGAAAUAUUUACACCUGGUACACUUGAGGUGCCUAAAACACCUACUGCACUCAAGGACCUUGAAUCCAUUCACAAGGUCUUGGAACUCUAUGUUUGGUUGGGUUUUCGGUUUGAGGAAUCGUUUCCCGACCACGAGUUGGCUUCAUCACAGAAGGACAUUUGCAGUUCGUUAAUUGAGGAAUUCCUUGAAAGAUUCGGUUGGCAAAAGCCAAUGUCAAGGAAGUUAACUUCAAACACCAAGUUGAAUUCACUAAUGGAAAAAUUAAUGGAAAAUAAGAAAGGACGACACCUCUGUGAUUAGAUGUAAGCUUGUAUGUAUUUAUUCGUCCACCCCACCCGAUAAACCUCUCAGUUCAUCUGGAACGAUGAACUCGAACUC
Hibiscus syriacus is the source of this 2076-nucleotide messenger RNA. RefSeq names its product DExH-box ATP-dependent RNA helicase DExH16, mitochondrial. Gene Ontology annotation, cellular component: mitochondrial degradosome. Lineage: Eukaryota; Viridiplantae; Streptophyta; Magnoliopsida; Malvales; Malvaceae. Gene Ontology annotation, molecular function: RNA helicase activity; hydrolase activity, acting on acid anhydrides; ATP binding. Gene Ontology annotation, biological process: mitochondrial RNA 3'-end processing; RNA catabolic process. The transcript has 16 exons. The coding region runs from base 271 to 1998 and encodes 575 amino acids. The record is from RefSeq and is a predicted model, not a curated record.